AUGGCGUCCACCAUGUCGGUGCGCAAGAAGAACGGGCGCCUGCGCAAGACGCUGGGCUAUGCGACGAGCUCCCCCACGAAGCUGCACACUUCCCCGCCAAAGCAGCCGCCGUCGCCUCCGUCAUCGUCGCCAGAGACUCCCUUGAAGAUUCAAAAAGCUCUUUCACCUUCCACGUCGCCCGAGAUUCCCCUCAGCAUACUCAGAGCUCGUCAACCCACUCCGUUGUCACCCCAUGUCCUCCCCAGCGAACUAUCUGCUAACAAUGCCUUCUCUUCUCCAGCCAAGCGCAAGGCCGCCGCGCCCCUUAACCCAGACUCUCCUUCCAAGCGACCGAAACAAGAUAGCGAGACGCCCGACGAAGCCCCGCCACAGCCGAAGAAGCUAAUACCUUUCCCGGAGAAGCCCGCUGUCAUCGAGGAAAAGACUGGCGAAAUUGAAUUCAGAGUGGUCAACAAUGAUGGCAAGAGGGAAAGCACCAUCAUCCUCACGGGCCUCAAGUGCAUAUUCCAGAAACAGUUGCCUAAGAUGCCGAAGGAUUAUAUUGCACGUCUAGUGUACGAUCGAACGCACUUGAGUAUAGCAAUUGUGAAGAAGCCUCUAGAAGUUGUGGGAGGCAUAACGUACCGCCCUUUCCACGGCCGCCAAUUCGCCGAAAUUGUCUUCUGCGCUAUCUCCUCAGAUCAACAAGUCAAAGGCUACGGCGCCCACUUGAUGUCCCACCUCAAAGACUAUGUCAAAGCCACCUCGGACGUCAUGCACUUCUUGACCUACGCCGACAAUUAUGCCAUCGGCUACUUCAAGAAACAAGGCUUCACCAAGGAGAUUACACUUGAGAAGUCACGCUGGAUGGGUUACAUCAAAGAUUACGAGGGUGGCACCAUCAUGCAAUGCAGCAUGGUGCCCAAGAUCCGCUACCUCGAAUCCGGCCGCAUGCUCCUCAAGCAGAAAGAAUGCGUCAAUGUCAAGAUUCGUAGUGUCUCCAAAUCCUUCGAAGUUCACGCACCACCCACUCAAUGGAAGAACGGCCUUACCAAAAUCGAUCCCCUCACCAUCGCCGCGAUAAAACGCUCUGGGUGGUCUCCCGCCAUGGACGAGCUUGCUCGUGCACCCCGUCACGGUCCCAAUUACAACCAACUGCUUCACCUGCUCAACGACCUGCAAAAUAAUAGUAACGCAUGGCCUUUCCAACAACCGGUCAACAAGGAUGAGGUCCUCGACUACUACGAUGUAAUCAAGGAGCCAAUGGAUUUGGCGACCAUGGAAGAGAAGCACGAGAAGGAUUUAUAUCCCACGCCGGAUGACUUCGUUCGCGAUGCCAAGUUGGUCUUCGACAACUGCAGGAAGUACAACAACGAGAGUACUCCGUAUGCCAAGGCAGCGAACCGGUUGGAGAAAUACAUGUGGAGUAAGAUCAGAGAGAUUCCCGAAUGGGCACAUCUCGAAGCGGACUAUGGUGGAAAGUGA
This is a messenger RNA of Didymosphaeria variabile, 1464 nucleotides long. It is a transcript of the gene GCN5, whose product is annotated as histone acetyltransferase. Gene Ontology annotation, cellular component: histone acetyltransferase complex. The record is from RefSeq and is a predicted model, not a curated record. Gene Ontology annotation, molecular function: protein binding; histone H3 acetyltransferase activity. Bases 1 to 1464 code for a protein of 487 amino acids. Gene Ontology annotation, biological process: chromatin remodeling; positive regulation of transcription by RNA polymerase II. Lineage: Eukaryota; Fungi; Ascomycota; Dothideomycetes; Pleosporales; Didymosphaeriaceae. The transcript has 3 exons.